AUGGGUGACUGGAGCUUUCUGGGGCGGCUGCUGGAGAAUGCUCAAGAACACUCCACUGUGAUUGGAAAGGUUUGGCUGACUGUCCUCUUCAUCUUCCGCAUCCUGGUCCUGGGUGCAGCUGCUGAAGAAGUCUGGGGCGACGAGCAGUCAGACUUCACCUGCAACACACAGCAGCCUGGAUGUGAGAACGUCUGCUAUGACGAGGCCUUCCCCAUCUCCCACAUCCGCUUCUGGGUGCUGCAGAUCAUCUUCGUCUCCACGCCCACCCUCAUCUACCUGGGCCAUGUACUGCACAUUGUCCGCAUGGAGGAGAAGAGGAGAGAGAGAGAGGAGGAGCUCAGAAAGGCCGGGCGCCACCAGGAGGACCAUGACAAUCUCUAUCACAAUGGAGUUGGUGAUGGAGGUGGUGGGAAGAAGGAGAAGCCACCAAUCCGUGACGAGCAUGGGAAGAUCCGGAUCCGUGGGGCGUUACUGAGGACCUACAUUUUCAAUAUCAUCUUCAAGACUCUGUUUGAAGUGGGCUUCAUCCUAGGACAGUAUUUCCUCUAUGGCUUCCACCUGAGGCCUCUUUAUAAAUGUGGCCGCUGGCCCUGCCCCAACACUGUGGACUGCUUCAUCUCUAGGCCCACUGAAAAAACAAUCUUCAUCAUCUUUAUGCUGGUGGUUGCCUGCAUCUCUUUGGUCCUCAAUCUGCUUGAGAUUUACCACCUGGGCUGGAAGAAAGUCAAGCAGGGGGUUACCAAUGAGUUUGUAUCCGAUAGUGAGUCGCUGCUGGGUCGAGAGAAACCCGGGGAAAUCGAGACUGUUCCUGAGCAUACGUCUCCAUCUGUGUUUGAGUGCUUACCAGCAUAUGCCAGCAUAAGUGUGCUGGGUGGAGCAGCUCAUGAGGGAGCCUACAGUCUAGCUGAGUCUUGCCCCACGGUGAUCUCUGCCCUGGUGCCUGGUGAAUGCAAGAUGGAUGGCACAGGAUUCCACCCAGAUGACCUCCCGCUGGAGGUCUCGCCGGCUUCUUUUCUCAGCAGAAGUGAGAAUGCAAGCAACGGACAUCUGGCUGCAGCAGAACAGAACUGGAGCAACAGGGCACUGGAGCUCAACAAUCUGAAUGGAAAGAACUCCUCCACCCUUCCUCAUCAUCAACCCUCUUCUGCUCCAAACUCCUCCUCCUCUUCUCCUCAGGAGGAGUUUCCACAUCCUUCUACUUUUCCCACCCUUCCCCGCAACACCCCUCUUGCACCGCUUUCGCCGAAGGAGCCAUCAGUGGACGAGGGAGACGACACCGCCACUGCGCCCUCCGUGAUCCCACAUGACGACUCCAAAGUGAUAACCAGGGUGGAGCUCCAUCAGCCUCCCGCCGACAUCCGGAAACCAAGCCGGGCCGGCAGGAGCAGCGGUGUCCGUGCUCGCCCCGAUGACCUGGCAGUGUAG
Salarias fasciatus (jewelled blenny) is the source of this 1425-nucleotide messenger RNA. Its product is annotated as gap junction alpha-3 protein-like. The record is from RefSeq and is a predicted model, not a curated record. NCBI's taxonomy places the organism in Eukaryota, Metazoa, Chordata, Actinopteri, Blenniiformes, Blenniidae. The coding region runs from base 1 to 1425 and encodes 474 amino acids. Gene Ontology annotation, biological process: cell-cell signaling. Gene Ontology annotation, cellular component: connexin complex. Gene Ontology annotation, molecular function: gap junction channel activity. The transcript has 3 exons.